Molecule: messenger RNA, 1935 nt
Organism: Quercus lobata
Lineage: Eukaryota; Viridiplantae; Streptophyta; Magnoliopsida; Fagales; Fagaceae
Product: Phototropic-responsive NPH3 family protein
Exons: 3
Coding region: 188-1795 (535 amino acids)
Source: RefSeq, a predicted model, not a curated record
UGGUUUUGUUUCUGCUGAUCAUUUUCUACAAAAAAGUAUAGCAGGCAUUGCCCCACUAUAUUAUUGCACAUUGCAUAUAUAAAUGUUCUUUCCUUUCUCUUCUACCAGCACAUAUCAUUCAGCAUUUCUCACUGUCCGUGACACAAACAUAGUUUUCUUUUCUUGGUUUCCUUAAUGCAAAUCAGCUAUGCCAGAGUUCUAUGAUUUGCAAAUCCACAUCAAUGGUGAACAAAAAUUCUUUCUGAAUGAGAAGAUUGUAUCAAAAUAUUCUGCAAGGUUAAAGAAAAUGAUUGACCAAGAAAAGAGAAGAACCAAGACCAAGAAAUUGGGUAUUGAAAUCGAUGACUUCCCAGGAGGUGCAAAUGGGUUUGAACUGGUUUGUAGAUUUUGUUACAACAAUGGUAAAAUCUCAAUCACAGUUUCAAAUGUGUCCCUUUUCUACUGUUGUGCAGUCUUUCUUGGGAUGACUGAGAAGGUUUCAACCUGCAAUCUCUUGCAACAAACGGAGACCUUUCUAGCGGGAAUGUUUUACUGGUCAUGGAUUGACAUACUUGUAUGUCUUAAAAGCUGUUUUCCAAUCUUUGCACACGCAGAUUCAUCUGGCCUUGUUCAAAAGCUCAUCUCUGCACUAUUGGUAAAGAUUGCUCAAAAUUCAGAUACAAACUUCAUUACCUCAUCUUCUUCAUCUUCAUCUUCUCCUGAAACUGCAUCUGGGUAUAGAUUCUAUUCCUCAUCCAAAUCUACUCCUGAUUUAAUCAAGUCAUCUUCAUCAAGCAAAGCAUGGUGGUUUGAAGAUUUGGCUGUUUUGCCACCAAAUAUCAUUGAAAAAGUCAUUCAGAGUUUAGGGGCUUAUGGGCCUGAUAACAACAGUUUGAUACUCACAAGAUUCCUCCUUCAUUACCUGAAGACUGCAGCUCAAAGCAAAGCAAUUAAUCAAUUAUAUUCAAAGUGUGAGUAUGGUGGUCUUGCAGAUACAGCUAUUCAUGGUGUUGUCACAGUGGGGAAAGAAGCAUUUUCUUGCAGAGGGCUGUUGUGGGUACUAAGAAUUGUCUCUGGUUUUGGUCUUAACAAAGACUACAAAGUGGGGUUGGAGAAAUUAAUUGGUGGAAUGCUUGACCAAGCAACAUUAGAUGACUUGCUGGUCUCUGGCCAUGACAGGGCUGUUUAUGAUGUUAAUUUAGUUUUAAGAUUGAUUAGGGCAUUUGUUAAUAGUGAUGAAAUUUCAAUCCACAAGAUGAAGAAAGUUGGUAGAUUGAUUGAUAAGUAUUUGGGUGAGAUAUCUCCUGAUCAGAACCUUAAGAUCUCUAAGUUUCUUGGAGUAGCAGAAAGUUUACCAGAUUCUGCCAGAGAUUGCUUUGAUUGGGUCUACAGAGCCAUCGAUAUUUAUAUUCAGUCUCACGUAAGUCUUUCAAUUGAGGAACGAUCAAGAUUAUGUGGAUGCCUUAACUAUGAGAAGCUCAGCCUUGCAGUGUGUAAAGAGCUCGCAAAGAAUCCUAGAAUCCCUCCUAGGAUUGCAGUUCAAGCACUUAUAUCUCAACAAUCCAAAGUACCAAAGGAGUUGGAUUAUUAUAACAAUCUGAGCACGAGCAGCACUACCCAGAUGGUUUUGUACAAUGACGCAGAGAAUUUCUUGGAAGAGAAUGAAGAUAUGAGACAAAACCUUACAAGGAUGCAAUGGAGGGUGGUAGAGUUGGAGAAAGAGUGUAGAGAGAUGAAGGGUCAUAUGUCAAAAUUGGUUAGGCAUAAUGUCCUGACAAUUCCCAGUCACAACAGAACUUUGCCAAGACUUUGUUAAAUAUCUCUCCUUCACUUUCAUAUGGAUAUAUGAACAUGUGUUUUGACUCUGAAAUUAAGAUUGUAUUUAAGUGUGAUUUGUAAUUUAAAACGUAAUAGAGUGAAGAAAAUUACGGCAAUCAUCAAUGGAUUUAUAAUGAA